UGCCUUUGUUAAUAGGGAGGUGGGAAUAAAUCAAAAUUGGUUUUAAUGUACAAUCUCGUGGAUUAUUUCUCAAUUAAAAGAUUAUUUAGUUUGAAAUUAAACAUGCGUCCCUUCUCCACUUUGCUUAAACCGUCCUUUGAACCUCUGCGAGGAGUGUCAGGAGCAUCCAGAGAAGUCUAAUAAACACCUGGUGUUGCGUCCAACACCAGGUGUUUAUUGGAUUACUUCCGGAAAACUUUUCCAACAGAAGCUUCGCGUUCUCUGCGCCCGUUCUCUCUGUGUUGGUUCCGCGUUCUUUACGGUCAGGACGACGUCACGCCUCUGCUCUGAUGUCACCGGCAAAGUAUGAAUUAGACGCAGACAGGUGUUCAGGCUCCGCCUACCACCUGGCAGGCAUAAAAAAACGCCGCGGACAGGUGCAGCGCAGACUACGGUGAGUGAAGAAGAUGGAGAUGAACGGGACCGAGCUUCACCUGUCCGAGUACGGCUUCGAGCGGCGCUUCGACGAGCGCGGAGCGAUCCGGUGGAUGCAGGAGAACUGGAGUAAAUCCUUCAUGUUCAGCGCUCUUUAUGCUGCCCUGGUGUUUGCAGGCCAGCACUACAUGAAGCCCCGCCCCAAAAUGAACCUGCGGCUACCACUGGUCCUCUGGUCACUUAGCCUGGCUGUGUUCAGCAUCAUCGGAGCAGUUCGGACUGGUUCAUACAUGCUACACAUCCUUAGCCAUGGUGGUUUCAGACAGUCCAUCUGUGAUCAAAGCUUCUACAAUGGACCCAUCAGCAAGUUUUGGGCAUAUGCUUUCGUCCUGAGCAAAGCUCCAGAGCUUGGUGACACGGCCUUCAUCGUGCUGCGGAAGCAGAAGCUCAUUUUCCUGCACUGGUACCACCAUAUCACCGUGCUGCUCUACUCCUGGUACUCCUACAAGGACAUGGUGGCUGGCGGCGGCUGGUUCAUGACCAUGAACUACACCGUUCACGCAUUCAUGUACAGUUACUACGCGGCACGUGCCGCCGGUCUGCGCGUGCCCCGCCCCUUUGCCGUGCUCAUCACCAGUUCUCAGAUCGCACAGAUGGUCAUGGGCGUGACUGUGAGCGCGCUGGUGUACCGCUGGAUGCAGCAGGGCGACUGUCACUCCCGCCUUGACAACAUCACCUGGGCCACGCUCAUGUACCUGAGCUACCUGCUGCUCUUCUCCAACUUCUUCUACCAGACCUACCUGCGCCCCCUCCCCAAGACCACCAAGACUCAGUAAAGGCCCGAACCUGAAGUGUCAGAUCUGCAAAAACGCACUAGAACAACUUUCAGUUCCUCUGAAAACUCCCUCAGGAGAAGUGCUAUUUCUGACAAAGAACCCUCCCCCACCAUGACUGUACGCCCACUGGCAGAACCAGAACUUGGACUGAGUCUGCAGUUUUUACUGAACAGUGUUUACGCACAAGUCUUUAAGGACCCCCAGCUGAAAAUAUAACCAUUUCUAUUUAUACUGUUUUUAUUUAAUGAAAAGUGUUGAACUUUUUUCAGUUUCUUGAAUGACAUUCUGAAACUCUAAACGCUGUCUGUCAAUCUGAUUUAUAACAAUCUGAUUGACUCUGAGGAGCGAACCCUGAGAAACUCCACCCCUUCCUUCUAACUGGCACAUGAUGGCGCUAAACUGGUCGCCUGAGCCUCCUUCAUGUGCUGUCUGAGUGACCACGUGUGUGGCUCCGCCCACAGGGCUGUGUGAUUUCUGGUCGUGUCUGAGUUUGGAUGGAAAAGCAGUGUUGGCGAGAAACGAUGAAGACAUUCUUCCCGCAUCAACACACUUCUGUGAAUAGUCUCAAAGAAGGACAAAUGUUUAAUAUUUAAAUUAUUGAAAAUAAAAGUUUUUUUUUUAUUGUAAAGCUUGUGAGGAGUUUUAUUUUAAGAUUGUAAGGUCAGAACAUGAAAACUGCUUUAUUGAAUUAAAGCGGCUGAGGAAGAUCAUUGUAUUGUCUGCUCAAGCUGGGUAAGGAUUGUUCUCUCGGUUCAGCUUCUUCUGUCAAGCUUCACGUGGCCUAAAACUGGACCUAAGCCUGUUUACGUGACAUUAAUAGAUCUAAUCUAAAUGUUUAGCUUUUUUUUCAACCAUAGAAAACUUCCCCAAUAAAGUUAGACCAUCAA
This is a messenger RNA of Oryzias latipes (Japanese medaka), 2137 nucleotides long. Its product is annotated as very long chain fatty acid elongase 6. The record is from RefSeq and is a predicted model, not a curated record. Gene Ontology annotation, biological process: sphingolipid biosynthetic process; fatty acid elongation, monounsaturated fatty acid; fatty acid elongation, saturated fatty acid. Lineage: Eukaryota; Metazoa; Chordata; Actinopteri; Beloniformes; Adrianichthyidae. Gene Ontology annotation, cellular component: endoplasmic reticulum membrane; endoplasmic reticulum. Gene Ontology annotation, molecular function: fatty acid elongase activity.